Molecule: messenger RNA, 4190 nt
Organism: Mobula hypostoma (lesser devil ray)
Lineage: Eukaryota; Metazoa; Chordata; Chondrichthyes; Myliobatiformes; Myliobatidae
Gene: tlcd3ba
Product: TLC domain containing 3Ba
Exons: 6
Coding region: 1421-2248 (275 amino acids)
Biological process (GO): lipid homeostasis; ceramide biosynthetic process
Cellular component (GO): membrane; endoplasmic reticulum
Molecular function (GO): sphingosine N-acyltransferase activity
Source: RefSeq, a predicted model, not a curated record
UCCUCCUCUUUCACCAUUCUUUGUCCUCCUCUCUUCCCCCUCUCUUCCUCCUCUCUCUGUCCCCCUCUCCACCUCUCUCUCCUCUUUCUCCAUUCUUUUUCUCCCACUCUCUCUCCCCUCCUCCACACUCUCUCUAUCCCACAUUCUUCACCUUCCUUCCACUUUCUCAACCACUCUCCCCACCCCUUUGUCUUUCACACCCUCUCACCCCUUCCUUCUUGCCACUCAACCCUCCCUCUCUCCUUCUUUCUCCUCGAAUCCCCAUCUGUAACCCCAGUCCCACCUUCCUCUUUCUUCCCACUCUACCCCCUCUCUCCCUUACUCUCUCUUCUCUUUCCUUCUCUCCCCUCUCCUUCUUUCUUCCCCUCCAUUGUUCUGCCUCCCUCUCUUCCCCACACCUCUCUCCACCACUCUGUCCCUGUCUCUAAUUCUUCUCCCACCCUGUCAACCCUUUUUCUGCAUUUUCUCCCCGUCUUCUGCCUCUUCUCAAUCUCUUUCCUCCCCAUUUUCUCACCUCACUCACCUUUCUCUCUCCCUCACUCUAACCAAACUCUUUACCUCACCUUCUUGCCCUCCAUACCCUCUUUAUUGCCCCAUCCCAUUUCUCUCAUCUUCCUGUCUUCCUCUUCCCACUUUCCCCCUCCUCCUCUCUCCUCACCUCUCUUCCCCUCUUCCUUCCUUUCCCUCUGUCCCCCUCCCUCCUCUCCUUCCUCCUCUCUCACACCCUGUCCCCUUCCCUCUGCUCUUCCAUUUCUGUCUCCCUCUCCCCACUUCCUCCUCAUUCUCACCUCUCUCUAUCACUCUUCACUGCAUGUCCCCCUCCCUCCAGAGCAGUUUCUGUACAUGGCAGGAUGAACGUGCAGGGGAGUUACAUCAGAUUCUGCGAGAGGUUGUUGAGGAGUGCGGCUGUGGUCAGACUAUGAACUGCGUUUGGAGAGAGAGAGAGAUGGAGAUGGAUAGAGAGGGCAAUAGAGAGAUGGAAUGAGGAAGAGACAGGAAGAGACAUAGAGUGAGAUGGGGAGAAAGAAACAGAUAGGGAGCAAUAGAGAUGGAGAGAGAGACAGGGAAAGAUACAGUGAGACAAGAGAAAGAGGGAGAGAACGAGAGACAGAGAGAGUCAGAAAGCGAGAGGGAGAAACAGAGGUGAGUGAAUCCCAGAGAGAGAGAGAGAGAGAGAGAGAGAGAAAGGAGACAGGGGUGAGAGGGAGCUCUACUCACUUUUACCAAGAUGCAAAUGUUAAACAGAUGACUCUAGGGCUCUGAGCCAAAGUUGGGGGGGAAGAGGUCUCCACAUGAUCUCCAUUUCUCACCUGUUCCCAGAUCCACUGGGGUUGUCUGUUGUGGCUGAGGGUCUGCACAGAUUGUCAAACCUCUCACAUUAACCGUCAGGGCCAGAGGGGCCACAGAGACAGAGAGAGACAUGCUGACCGAGUUGGCUUUGGGCUCCCUGUUCUUCCCCGCUCUGUUCAGUCUGUGCCGGAGGUGCCUGAAGCAGCUGCCAGUACCGGGAUGGGGGGAGACCGAUGCUGUCAUUCUCUCCUCCAGGCUGGUAUCCUCAGUACAGGCAGUGAUGGCAUCAAGUGCAGGUCUUAUCAUCGUCCGGUCCUGCCGAAAUAACAUCCUGGAAACCAGGCACUGGCUGACCAACACCUAUGUGCUGUUUGCGGUUCCCUACUUUGCCUAUGAUAUCUAUGCCAUGUACCUCUGCCACUGGCACAGGACCCGUGUGAAAGGGCACGGGGUGGAACAGGAAGCUUGUGUCAGUGUUCUGCGCUCCUACCUGAGGAAGGACCUCCUUAUGGUCAUUCACCACAGUGUGAUGUUCACCAUCUGCUUCCCCGUCUCUGUGUUUCUACGGGAUGGACGUGGAGACUACUUUGUGGGCUGCCUCUUUCUGGCUGAGGUCAGCACACCCUUCGUCUGUCUGGGGAAAGUGUUGAUUCAGUACAGACAGCAGCACACCCUCCUGCACAAGCUGAACGGCAUCCUAAUGCUGCUGACGUUCUUCGCCUGCCGAGUAGCCCUCUUCCCCUACCUGUACUGGGCGUACGGGCAGCACACGGGGCUGCCUCUCCACCGUGUGCCCCUAGAACUUCCCUUCCACGUUAACCUGGCCGCCCUCACCCUGAUGGCCCCCCAGCUGUACUGGUUUGCUCUCAUCUGCCGUGGGGCACUGCGCCUAUUCCGUCGGGGACGCUCCGGACGCCCGCAGAUCAAUGGCUGGGCACCUGGACCUCCCCCCUCCUAAUCAUCACCCUCUCUCCUCCUCAUCAUCCCUCCUCCCAAUCCUUCAGCCCCCUUUCCCCUCCUGACCCUCGCCCUCCAGUAUCAAGGAGUAGGGUCAGCCUGAACCACUGAGGAGGGGUGAGAUCUCCUGAGGCUUGAGGGCAGAGGAGUGGGCCUCCACUCUCCCUCUUCCGCUCUAUCCUCUUCUCCCUCUCCCUCCCCUCUCUCCUGUCUCUGUCUUCCUCUCCCCCCACUACUCUCACUCCAUUCCCCUCCUUCUCAACCCCUUCCCUUUCUCCUCUUCCCUCUCAACCCCUCCCUCACCGCAGACGUUUAAGAAGAGCAGGAGGGGCUGUCUCAGAAUUCCCGCUGCCUCCAGAGGGUUUUAGGGAAGUGUGUGUGGAGAAGCUGAUUGGGAGAGAGGGGGAAGACGUUGGGAAAUCGGAGGGUAGCUGACACUGGAGAUUGGAGGUGUUUAUAGGUGGGGUUGCAGGAUUCAGGAGAGCGGGUUAAGGGGAGAGGGGAGAGCAGGGUGGAAGGGGAAGUGAGAGGAAGGAGGAAGAACAGGGAGAGAAGUGGGAAGAGAGAGAGAUGGGGAGGAACGGGGAGGAGAGAGUGGGAAGAAGGGAUAGAGAGAUGGAUGAUAGGUAGAAAAGAUAUAACCCCCCCGCCCGUGCACAGGUCAGAUACACCACACUUACGUGUGUGCAAGUGCACACACACACACUCACGCACGCACAUACACACACACUCUCUCACACACACUCACACAUACACUCACACACACACUCACACACUCACUCACACAUGCACAUACACACACAUUCACCCUCUCUCACACACACUCACACUCUCACACUCACACACACACACUCACACUCACUCACGCACGCACAUACACACACAUUCACCCUCUCUCACACACACUCACACAUACACACACUCUCACACACACUCACACACACUCACACUCUCACACUCACACACAUACACACACACUCUCUCUCACACACACACACACACUCACACUCACGCACACACACUCACGCACGCACAUACACACACUCUCUCACACACACACUCACACACAUACGCACACUCUCACACACACUCACUCACACUCACACACACUCACACUCUCACACUCACACACACAUACACACACUCUCACCCUCUCUCACACACACUCACACUCACGCACACACUCACACACACACUCACACACGCACACACACACACACACACCAGAUGGAGUGGGAGGGUGAAUGUUGGGGUCUGUCACUGGUCUUGUUGCCUCCCCCACCCCACACCAUGUGUAUUUAUUUUCUGCCCCAUUUCUCUGCACUUUGGGGGCCAAUGUUGCUGUAAAUAUUUUGUCCUAUUUAUUGAUUAUUUAUUACCUGUGGGGUUGGGCGUAGGUCGGGUGCUGGGACCUCAGACUCUGUCAGUGUACCUUCACACCCCACAGUCCCUCCCUCACAGAGUGAUGGGGUAGUGGGAGCGGAUAAGAAUUGGAUUCAGAAUAUUGGAUAUCUCCUCUUAUAUCACUUCCCUCUCUCCCCGACUCUGUACUGAACUGGACCAGUGUGGAGGGAUGGGCUCGUAUAGGUGGGUAGGGGAGUGGAGAGGGUCUUGAAUACACUUCACCCUCCUCCACAGAGUGAGCCACAUCCCUGGGUCGCCACCCUCCCCGCCCACAGCCUCCUCUGUGCUGGGGAGAGGAUGAGGGGAAUGUCCCAGUGUGUGGAGAGGAGAAUGCCCUGGUGAGGGGAGAGGGAAAGGGGAGUGUCCUGGGGGUUGGAAUGGUGUGGGACUGUGUGAAAUAUUGUACACAGGUUGUUUAAAAACUGCUGUAAAGUUCUUGUAUCUAUAAAAACCUUCAACUCUCCCACCGAUUUCCUUGUUCUCUGUCCGACUGGCUGUCAAGAUGUUGUCUCACUAUCGUCUCCUCCAUUCCCCCACCU